Molecule: messenger RNA, 1258 nt
Organism: Saccostrea echinata
Lineage: Eukaryota; Metazoa; Mollusca; Bivalvia; Ostreida; Ostreidae
Product: tripartite motif-containing protein 3-like
Exons: 2
Coding region: 32-1243 (403 amino acids)
Biological process (GO): protein polyubiquitination; negative regulation of translation; proteasome-mediated ubiquitin-dependent protein catabolic process
Molecular function (GO): translation repressor activity; protein binding; ubiquitin protein ligase activity
Source: RefSeq, a predicted model, not a curated record
UUGUUGUUUGAAGGAUAAAAUUAGUAUUACAAUGGAAGAACAUCGAAGAUUUUCCUGCAUGACCGUAAAGGAACACGAUAUAUAUGAAUUAAAAGAGAAAAUGAAGUCAAUGGCCAAAAGUUCAUCGACAGAGAUAAUCAUGAAUGACGAGUCAUCGCCGACACAAAGAAAAUCAGGAAUCUUUAGUCGGAUGAAAAAGAAGCUUGCAAUGAAUUCUAGUCUUUCCAGCGUUCAGUCCUCAUCUUCCAUAGGGAGCGGCAUCGAUGCUCUCGGUGCAUCACCAUUCGAAAACUAUCUUGAUUUAUCUUCUGAUAGCUCCAGCGAAGAAGAAGAUUGUCACGUGACUGAAAAUCCAGAUGGUCACGUGAACGCAAUUUUCACAUUUGAUAACGAUUCUUACCUUCGUGCAAAUUUGGUAAAAAUUUUCGGAUGUGAGGGUAAACAGAAAGGUUGUUUCAAAGAUGCAACUGAUGUGCAGAGUUUGGGCAGGGGAAAGUGUAUAGUGACCGACAUGAUCAAUGGACGAAUUUCGACCUUCAACCGAGAAGGGCGACCCAAAAUCAUAAGAUGCAGCUGGGUACUGAAAGAGCCCUGGGCCACAGCUGUAAUCUCAGAGAAUAAAAUCGCUGUCACAUCUAGAAAAGACAAAAAUGUAUCAAUUAUUUCAAUGCAUGGUGAUGUUCUGUUCUCUUUUGGAAGCAACUUCUUUCAGUGCCCUUGUGGUGUAGCGGUAGAUAAAAUUGGUCGUUUUAUAGUAUCUGAUGUGUUAUCUAAUGACGUGUCUGUCUUUUCUCCUGAGGGAAAAUGGUUGUUUAAUCUUGGAGACCCAUUGUCACCUAUUCAACAGUUCAAAUCCCCCCGCUAUGUACAUAUCAACAUCAAUGGCGAUAUUAUUGUGUCUGACUCUGGAAAUCAUUGCGUCAAAGUCUUUAAUGAACAUGGUAACUUCAAAUUCUCAUUUGGACAAUUUGGUCGACAGGAAGGAGCAUUUAAGUCUCCUUAUGGAGUGACAUCUGAUGGAGAAGGAAACAUCAUUGUUGCAGAUCAUUAUAAUGAUCGUGUUGCAUUAUUCUCAAGCAAGGGGGAAUUCCUAAGGAACCUUGUUUCAGCGGAAGACGGGUUGUUGCAUCCACAGGGGGUAGGACUAUCUAGUGACAUGCAUUUGUUUGUCACUCAUGGAAAAAUGAAAGCUACAGAAGUAAUAGUUUAUUCAUUUAAUGACAAUCAUAACGAAGUCUCUUGACUUUUAAAACUUUUA